Messenger RNA from Vombatus ursinus (common wombat), 2229 nucleotides. RefSeq names its product dipeptidyl peptidase 7 (gene DPP7). Gene Ontology annotation, cellular component: vesicle. Bases 16 to 1491 code for a protein of 491 amino acids. The record is from RefSeq and is a predicted model, not a curated record. Gene Ontology annotation, molecular function: serine-type exopeptidase activity; dipeptidyl-peptidase activity. Gene Ontology annotation, biological process: proteolysis. The transcript is spliced from 13 exons. NCBI's taxonomy places the organism in Eukaryota, Metazoa, Chordata, Mammalia, Diprotodontia, Vombatidae.
GGGCCCCUCAGGAUCAUGGGCGCCGGGACCCGCGUGUGCGCUGCCCGGCGGGGCGGCCUCCUCAGUUGGACCUCGGUGCUGCUGCUGCUGGGCCCGAGCAGCGGGGAGUCCUGGGUUCAAGGAGCCCCCCAGGUGGAUUUCCAGGAGCGAUACUUUGAACAGAUUUUGGAUCAUUUCAACUUUGAGAGCUAUGGCAACAAUACCUUCCUCCAGCGGUUCCUGGUGACGGAGAAGUUCUGGAAGGAAGGAACAGGACCAAUAUUUUUUUACACGGGAAAUGAAGGUGAUGUCUGGGCCUUUGCCAAUAACUGCAAUUUCAUUCUGGAGCUAGCGUCAGUAGAGGAGGCUCUGGUCGUUUUUGCUGAGCACCGCUACUAUGGAAAGUCUCUCCCAUUUGGGGUUCAGUCCACCAAGAAGGGGUAUACAGCCCUGCUUACGGUGGAGCAGGCCUUGGCUGACUUUGCUGUUCUGGUCCAAGCUUUGCAAAAGGAAUACAAGGCCGAGAAUGUGCCUGUCAUCACCUUUGGAGGGAGUUAUGGAGGGAUGCUCAGUGCCUACAUGAGGAUGAAGUACCCCAACCUAGUGGCCGGAGCACUGGCUGCCAGUGCUCCUGUGCUGUCCAUCGCUGGUAUUGGAGAUUCCCGCCAGUUUUUCAGAGAUGUCACUACUGACUUUGAGAACUAUAGCCCUGAGUGUGUCCAGGGAGUGCGAGAAGCCUUCAGACUAAUCAGAGACCUGUACUUACAACAAGCCUUUGACAGAAUCAGCCAGGAAAUGGGCACUUGCACACAGCCCUCAAGUGACUCAGCCAUCAACCAGCUGUUUGAGUUUGCCCGAAAUGCCUUCACCAUGAUCACAAUGAUGGACUACCCCUACCCCACUGAUUUCCUGGGCCAUUUCCCAGCCAAUCCUGUCAAGGUGGGAUGCGAUCGGCUACUUAGUGCAAAGAAUCGGAUCCAGGGGCUCAGGGAACUGGCUGGAUUGCUUUACAAUGCUUCUGGUACAGAGCCAUGUUAUGAUAUCUACAAACUUUACCAAAAGUGUGCUGACCCCACAGGCUGUGGCACAGGCCCCAGUGCAGAGGCCUGGGAUUAUCAGGCCUGCACUGAGAUCAACCUCACCUUUGACAGUAAUAAUGUAACUGACAUGUUCCCUGAGAUCCCAUUCACCAGUGACCUCCGAGAGAAGUAUUGUUUUGAUAGGUGGGGUGUCAGGCCCCGGAAAAGCUGGAUGCAGACCAACUUCUGGGGGAAUAAUCUCAAAGCUGCAAGCAACAUCAUAUUUUCAAAUGGAGACUUGGAUCCCUGGGCAGGGGGUGGGAUAAGGAGUAAUCUGAGUUCUUCCUUGAUCUCUCUCACCAUCCGGGGCGGAGCUCAUCAUCUAGAUCUCAGAGGGUCCAAUCCAGCAGACCCCAUCUCUGUCACAGAGGUCCGGAAGCUAGAAGCUGAAUAUAUCCAUGAAUGGGUGGAAGCAGGAAGACAUAAACAGUAACGUGACUUCCAAAACUUGGAAACAGCCAUCGCCAUACUGUGUGGGACUCUACCUUCAGUGCCGGCCAACAGGACUGUUUCUAAAGCCGAGCCCAAAGUAGAGGCUUUAGAUGUCUGUUCAUCCUCAGGGUUAAACUUUCAAAGUCCUUUGACUGUCUCAGACAAGGACUACUGCUUGAUAAACUCAGUCCCCCAGGAUCAGAUAUUGCACCUCCUAAACUUCCUGAGUAGGAUCAUCACAAGGCUUGGCAGUCUCCAGUAGUCUAUGGCAUCUGGGCUGUGAAGAAGUAUCUGCACACAGAGUUCCCUCCUACCUGGACCUAUUUAACAAAACCUCCCUUCCUUGCUGUUCCCGCAUAGCUCGAGCUUUCCAUUUUAGGGAAUCUGGGAGAGGAGAGGUAGCAAUGUGUGUAGGAUUUUCCCUUUUUGCACCCCCCAAAAGCAAAAAAAAAAAAAAAAAAAAGAGGAACCCUUUACCUUUACCAGGGUAAGCUUUUACAUUAUUCUGGUUCUCUAAAGGUAGAUGAAUUGAAGUUAGCCAUGGGUGUCCUCUGCCACUCCUACCCCCAAUCGUAACUGAAAUUGGAAUUUUCUCUCCCCCACCUCUGAGUAACAGAUAGUACCAGGCUGCUGCAGAAGACUAAGCAGAAUAGUGAAGAUUCAGUCAGUCCUGCUUAAGAGGAAUCACGCCACAUUGUCUCUGUAAUGAACAGCAAUAAAGUUUCACCUGGUUUCUAGA